Paraglomus brasilianum is the source of this 1362-nucleotide messenger RNA. Lineage: Eukaryota; Fungi; Glomeromycota; Glomeromycetes; Paraglomerales; Paraglomeraceae. The record is from the annotation of a GenBank genome assembly.
AUGAAAUUACCGUCACUGCUUCUAUUAUCUCUCGUUACAACUCUUCUGUUUCUCACAUAUCCAUAUCACACAGCGGCCUUGACCUGCUAUGAUAAUAUCGACCCGCUUAAUAGAAAUAAACAUGUCCCUGUUGAAUGUGAUAAUAGCAAACUUGGAAUACGAUCAUCUGUUUCAUGGAUGAAAACACUGCGUUCUUGGAGGCCGUUCGCUUCUAAAACAUCAAAACGGGCUACUGGAACGAAUGCUUUCAAAAUUUCUCUGUCAUGUUCAGCAGGCACGACGCUGUGUGCAAAAGUUAAAAAUGCAUUUGAUUUGGCUGGGAUAAUGUUAUCACAGACGUUAAGUUUGAGUACACCUAUUACCGUCAAUGCGACGUUCUUAAAUUUUUGUCAACAAUUGAAUCAAUGCGCUUCUCCCGGAGGCUAUCUAACUCUCGGUGGUGCAGCACCAGCGCGUACAAUUCCAAUGAAAGAUGAUGAUCAAACAAUUCGGUUGUACCCCCAGGCUCUAGUAAAACAGCAGCUAACCGAUCAAUCUGUCAAUUUUGGCCCUUUCGACAUUGUUGCUCUCUUCAAUUCCGAAGCCAACUUUUGGUUUCAAGGCGAUGGCGGAAUCCAACACACGCAAUCCGAUUUCUUGUUUGUCAUUCUGCACGAACUCGUCCAUGGUCUCGGAUUUACAUCGUCCUGGGAUGACUACAUCAACAUGACACCUGAGGCACUGACUCCGGACAUCUCUACAACAACCAAGGGAGGACAGCAAACGAUAGGUUUUACCGAAUAUGCUUUCGAUAAGUAUAUGGUUAUCGCCAAUACUGGUCAGAGGAUGAGUGAGAUCACAGCACAAUUGAAUCAGUUCUCCUCUGGCUCGAGCGCGACCACAAUACAACAGUAUGGGCGGGCCUUCAAGAGCUCACCACAGUAUUCACUUGCUACUCAGAUGUUCAAAUAUGCUACAACAAGAGGUGCGAUGGUAUUCUUGCCUAUUGGACAAACUGAUAUUUCACAAGGGGUGGUCUUAGAAACUAGUUUAAUUCCAUAUUCUCAAGGAUCUAGUGUGAGCCACGUUGAUUACAAAAAGUAUACUGACACGUCAGACUUUUUGAUGAGGUAUCUGCAAGAUCGAGGGGUCUCCUUGGGAGAUGCUAUUGUUCAGGGAGGUAAUUACUCGGGUGGUAGUAUUGGUCCACAACUAAAGUCAAUACUGGAAAGUCUUGGAUAUGCAACACAAGAUAAUCCUAAUCCAUAUCGUCCUAAACCAAGCGCUAGCGGUUCACCUGACAUUUUUGUUCAAUCAAAGACACUUAUAUUACUUAUUGUAUUUACGACAAUAUUUCUUUCACGUAAUGAGUGGAACUUGUAA